AUGGAUACGACAGAUCCAUAUUCUGCUGUACGAGCAGUUUUAGACAAAUUUCCUAGUGACGAAAGUGCGAAGGAUUCUAUGGAGCAACGUGAUAUGAAAACCCAGCGUAUGCAUGUCAAUAUAGUGAACACAGUUGAGCAGUUGAACAAUUUAAAAUCAUCUUACAGUGGACAAAUGAAUGCAAACCGCGCCGAAAAAGAACAUCUGUUACUUACACUGUAUGCAAUGGAAAUGGAUACAAAAAGAAGAAAGUUGGAUUUGAAGAAGAAAGAAGCUGAGUUAGAAGAUUUGCAGCAACUCUCUGAAAUGCGACGAAGUAUCGUUGGUGAACAAAGAAGGCAAUUUGAGUUAUUAAAGAUUGCUGAGGUGGCAAACAAAGAAAGCUGGGUUGGAGAUACUACGAAUGACCACUGA
Cercopithifilaria johnstoni is the source of this 414-nucleotide messenger RNA. Lineage: Eukaryota; Metazoa; Nematoda; Chromadorea; Rhabditida; Onchocercidae. The record is from the annotation of a GenBank genome assembly.